ACUUUCCAUCAUGACUUUGUAUCGAGAUUCCUAGACUCUCAUGGCAAGGAUUUUAAAAUGGAUUGUUACUGUAAAUUUCUUAUUCCUAUUUUGAAUAUUUGUUUAAUUGUUCUCCUAGUAACACAGUUACAGGAAGUCUUGAAAAAUGAUCGAUUAUUUCGGCAACGAAGCUAUUUGAAGGCUCUUAAUUAUUUAGCGAACCAGAUACCAUUCGAAGUAAUACACGAUGAUACUGAUUUUAAUGAAUUUGCUAAUGUUCUCAAAGCGAUGCCAGAAGCCCCGUUUGUUAUUAUGUAUGACUCUUCUAAUGUGGAUGUUGUCCUGAACCACAUUUGCAAUAUUCAAUUUAUUCCAAACACUUUGUCACGACUUGUUGCCCUCGCUUUCGAUAGAGAAGCACAAAUGGCUUUGAAGGAAAAACAUCCAAACAUUGUGAAUGGUUUGGUUGACCUAAAAAAAUUUAGUACGGUACCAGAAAAUCACGGCUACGUGACCUACUCUUUAGCUUUGCACACCCACGCAAAAAUUUGUGCAAGCUUGGCACUACGUGGCAUCGAUUUUUGGUCAAUGCAUCCGGACACAAUUUGGACUCAAAACUUCACUCAAUUGAAUGUUGAGCAAAUGUAUCCGGAUGCGAACCUAAUUUUUGAUACAAUCGGGAAUGAUACUCCGUAUUAUAUGAGAAUGAAGAAUUGGAUAUGUGGAGCCACGUUUUUUGUCAGGGGUAAUCCGACGACUUAUCAGUUUUUCAGACAGACAGAAUCCUUCAUGUUAUCCUUUCAAAGCCCAGACUCUACAGUUAUGGCAUAUUUAUGUGGUCACAGCCGUUAUAAGUGCAGUUUUCUACCCCACACAAUUGCCUCAAACUACAACUAUUUCGAAGGUCCACGUGAAAAUGUUCCUGCUCUUGUUCAGCUCGACGCUGGGAAGUUGGAGGGAGAAUCGAAAAUGGAUCUUUUGAAACGUGUAAAUUUUAUUUUCCAAUUUGAAAAUGGAACUUGUAAUCCUGAAGCGUUUCAAAAUGCGAGAGAAAUUGUGAAAAAUGCGUUUGCGGAUACACCUCGUAGAGAUACACGAUUUGAGCCGGAUACAAUGAAACAGAAAUAUUUGCUGAAGCACAUCUUCAAUAUAGAUCCUUUAGACAAAAAAAUGUUCUUAACAUCUCAUUAUACUUUGAUCUGAUUGUUGGAAUCACUGGUCAAAAGCUUUAAUCAACAUUUAUUUAAUAAUGUAUUUUUGAUAAAAAAAUAAAACAUUUCACUUAUUAUCA
Messenger RNA from Caenorhabditis elegans, 1270 nucleotides. It is a transcript of the gene F28G4.2, whose product is annotated as Nucleotide-diphospho-sugar transferase domain-containing protein. The record is from RefSeq and is marked reviewed. NCBI's taxonomy places the organism in Eukaryota, Metazoa, Nematoda, Chromadorea, Rhabditida, Rhabditidae. The transcript has 7 exons. Bases 58 to 1182 code for a protein of 374 amino acids.